AUGUCUUCUAACUCAGAGAAUAUUGAAAAUACGCAAAACGACAGGUCGGCAAGGCUAUUACGAAAUGUACAACGUUCAGCACUUAAUAAUGUCACAAAUACUUUCAUAUCACAAGAUAAUGUCAGUCAAAAUACGGCCUUGAGAAGUCUUAAAUCUACGUUGAACGUGGCUAAAAAGGACACCUCCCGAAUCUCACAAUUUGGAAAAGAAUCCUUUCUACAUCCAGGUCUGAUAAAUUCGGCGGCGGCGCUUACUACAAGUGAAAAUCUCAAGAAAACGGAUAAUAUAGAUGAUAAAGAAAAUCGUGAAUCAUAUUCAAAACCCUUACCAGCUAUCGAAGAAGAAGGUCAUAGAACAUCUUCCGAGAGUGAUGAUACUACUACAACGGCUGCCGCUACCGCUAGCAGCUCAUCAUCGGAACAGCAGCAGCAACAACAACAGCAGCAGCAGCAGCAGCAGCAGCAUGAGGAACAACCACAGCAACGACAAACAGCAGCCUUUGACGUUAAGAAGAAGAGGCCAAUCUCCACGGUAGUAGAGCAGGAUGUGCCAAAAAAGUUCAAGGUUUGCGAUGUGAAUGGGCAAGCAGAAUACGAAUGGGAAGAUUUAGAUGCUGAAGAUGCCAAUGAUCCUUUCAUGGUAAGUGAAUAUGUCGAUGAAAUUUUCGAUUAUUUACACCAUUUAGAAGUUAUGACCCUUCCAAGAGAAGAAAACCUCUACAAGCAUAGAAAUAUCAGACAAAAUAGGGAUAUUCUAGUCAAUUGGUUAGUGAAGAUCCAUAACAAGUUCGGACUUUUACCAGAAACUUUAUAUUUGGCGAUUAAUACAAUGGAUCGAUUUUUAUGCAAAGAAUUAGUUCAAUUAGACAAGUUACAACUAGUUGGAACCUCAUGUCUUUUCAUAGCAUCCAAAUACGAAGAAGUUUACUCACCAAGUAUAAAACAUUUUGCAUCAGAAACCGAUGGGGCCUGUACAGAGGAUGAAAUUAAAGAAGGUGAAAAAUUCAUUUUGAAAACAUUAGGUUUCAAUUUAAAUUAUCCAAAUCCAAUGAAUUUCUUGAGAAGAAUUUCUAAAGCUGAUGACUACGAUAUACAGUCACGAACGUUAGCCAAAUUUCUUCUUGAGAUAUCAUUAAUGGAUUUUAGAUUUAUCGGAAUUUUACCAUCAUUAUGUGCCGCUGCUGCAAUGUUUUUAUCAAGAAAAAUGUUAGGUAAGGGUAAAUGGGAUGGUAAUUUAAUUCAUUAUAGUGGUGGUUAUACGAAGGAACAAUUAGCUCCAGUCUGUCAUAUGAUAAUGGAUUAUUUGGUGAGUCCCAUGGUACAUGACGAAUUUCAUAGAAAAUACCAAUCAAGAAGAUUUAUGAAAGCUUCGAUAAUAUCCGUCCAAUGGGCAUUAAAAGUAAGGAAAAACGGAUACGAUAUAAUGACAUUGCAUGAAUAG
This is a messenger RNA of Zygosaccharomyces rouxii, 1440 nucleotides long. RefSeq names its product cyclin family protein. Bases 1 to 1440 code for a protein of 479 amino acids. Gene Ontology annotation, biological process: regulation of cyclin-dependent protein serine/threonine kinase activity; G2/M transition of mitotic cell cycle. Gene Ontology annotation, cellular component: centrosome; cyclin-dependent protein kinase holoenzyme complex; cytoplasm. Gene Ontology annotation, molecular function: cyclin-dependent protein serine/threonine kinase regulator activity. The transcript has a single exon. NCBI's taxonomy places the organism in Eukaryota, Fungi, Ascomycota, Saccharomycetes, Saccharomycetales, Saccharomycetaceae. The record is from RefSeq and is a predicted model, not a curated record.